Rhipicephalus sanguineus (brown dog tick) is the source of this 1055-nucleotide messenger RNA. Its product is annotated as AF4/FMR2 family member lilli. The record is from RefSeq and is a predicted model, not a curated record. The transcript has 4 exons. Bases 161 to 907 code for a protein of 248 amino acids. NCBI's taxonomy places the organism in Eukaryota, Metazoa, Arthropoda, Arachnida, Ixodida, Ixodidae.
CUCGUGCGCGAGACCAGGGCUUUUGCGGCAUGCUCGCGACCAUCUUCGGAGCCCGCCGACAUCGCUGAAUUUUGAACAUCCGAGAAAGGCCCCGGGACAGCAGCCGGCAACAGGGACAGCUCAAGGACCCGCUCGGCAACAAAGGCAAGGGCGCGGCGCCAUGGAGGAGCCGCCGCAGGGCGCUGUCCGUGCACCCCGGUCGCACACGUCGGCCGACUCGGCGGCGCGAGAGAGCAGCUACGGGUCUGCGCGCACCGCGGAGUCGGACGCCCGCCGCGAGGCCUGGGCCCGCCACCCGUACUACAGCAGCCAGGAAGAACAGCAGCAGCAGCAGCAUAUGCAGCAGCAAAUGCAGCUGCAACAGAUGCAGCAGAUGCAGCUGCAACAGAUGCAGCAGAUGCAGCAGCAGCCGUACGCACCCCCACUGCUCGAGCAGAAGUCGUCGUCGCGCUCCAAGCGCGGCUCGCGCAAGGGCCACCACCGAAGCGGAAAGCCCAGCAAGCACGGCUCCUCGGCCACCUCCGCCGGAGGAGGAGCGGGCGAGGUGGGCAGCGGCAUGAUCCCGAGCGACAAACAGCAGCUGCAGAUGCAGAUCGAGCAGAACCGUGAUGCCAUGAUGCGCCACAAGGAGGUGAAGAAGAAGCAGGAGGCCGCGCGAGCCUACCGAGCCAUGCGGGAGAACACCGCCGCCGCACCGUCGCUGGCCGCGCUUCUGCUGGUGUGCAUCUGGAUCUCCCUGGUGUCGGGCUUCUCCAUCCUGGCGUUCGGCUGGAUCUUCAACGUGUUCGUGCAGGCCACGCCCUUCUUCUACGUGUCCCUCGGCACCGGAUCCAGCCUCGUCCUCCUCGGAUCUUUCCUCGCCGCCUUCCGCAGCAAGACGCCAGCUUCGGUCGCCUUCGGCCCCUGACGACGUCUCGUCUCGUGGAGACGACGCCGAGAGGCACAGACCGUCGCUGCCAACUGCGAAGGUGCGGGUUCGAUCGCCACGGAGAUGGCACGACACCUGCCCGGUGCUCGAAUCGCUUGGGUUUUUGUCCCUGAAGGUCAAAGUAAAA